Molecule: messenger RNA, 1641 nt
Organism: Macrosiphum euphorbiae (potato aphid)
Lineage: Eukaryota; Metazoa; Arthropoda; Insecta; Hemiptera; Aphididae
Source: the annotation of a GenBank genome assembly
AUGGCUGCGUUUAUCGGGAUCGGCGUGUUGAGGCAUAUGUUAUACCGUCUGAUAUUUUGGGCGGCUAUAUUGUUAUGCCUCUCACAACUGUUGUUAACGUUAUGGAGAUCAGACCGGCCGAUGGCAAUGAAGUCGAGCAACAUCAACACCAGGAUGAUCCUGCAGAAUAUGAUAGAUUUUCAUAUCGCACGGACCACAACACCGCCUUACGAGAGCCUGUUGACCGUCGAACCAUGGGUGGACAAGCUGUCUGUGCAAUCGGAACAGCUAAUCAUGGACCAAGUACAAAAACGGCUACCUAAUCUACCCGUUACGUAUUGGAACCAGAAUAAGAACAAAGCGAUGUACUACAAAAACGAGAGCUGUGCCAAGUUCCCGAGUAUAUACGAAUUGGAAUUCAACAACGUGUACUGGCAGUCGCUGCAGACGUCCAACGGGUCGUUUCACCUCUACAGCGCUUACUACGACGUGAGAAAGCUGAGUAGGAUCGGACCAGCGGUCCGGAUACUUGGCAUGAUCAACCGGAUCGAGCCGACGGUCAAGACUCACUGUCAGUUUUGGUUCGAUGACCACAAGCAGCCCGUCAUCGUGAAAAUUAUGGAAUACAAAUACAUAUGGUACAAGAAGUGGGGCAACUACAAGCAGGGCAUAUUUCAGCCGUACCUGAUCGCCUGCCAGAUACCCAAGUCCCACCACCACGCCGUGCCAGCUUCCGUUUCAUUGGUGGAGAACGUGUGUGAUAAGGCCACCAACAAUCUGCGAGUGGUGUACAACCGUCCGGCUGUGAAGAAGGGUUUCGCGGUGUGCGUCAAAGGCCUGGACUUCCUGUACGAAGACCUGUCGGUGCGGUUGGUCGAGUGGAUCGAGCUGCUGCAUAUCCUGGGCGCGGACAAGAUAUUCUUUUACCAGCUGCAAGUGCACCCGAACAUCAGCAAGGUGCUCGACCACUACGAGUCCUUGGGCCGCGUGCACGUGACGCCAUUGACGUUGCCCGGUGGCCAGCCCAACGUGCCGGGAUUCCAGCACCUGUACCUGACCAAAAAGGUGAACCACAAGCGGCAGAACGAACUGAUACCGUACAACGAUUGCCUGUACCGGAACCUCUACUCAUACGACUACAUAGCUCUGUUGGACAUCGACGAAGUGAUAAUGCCUAUUCGGACCAGGACGUGGAAGGAGCUCAUGGAAACGGUGAUGGUGAAAGCGCUGGCGGCCAGGAACGAGACCCGCGCUUCGUACAACGUCCGGAACGUUUAUUUCCUGGACGAUCUGAUCCACACUCACGGUUGGUUCAAGACCAUUCCUAAGUACAUGCACAUGUUACAGCAUGUGUACAGGAGUAAGAACUACACGAAACCGAAUCAGUACGUGAAAUGCUUUCACAACCCCGAAAGAGCAUUGACGCUGCACAACCAUUUUCCGCUGGCUUGCUUGAGCCAGGGAUGUACCUCGUACGCUAUGGACACGACGGAUGCACAUCUGCAACAUUAUCGGGCUGACUGCGUGAAGACACUGAAGAAAACUUGCACGGAGUUCAGACAGAACAGUGUGAUCGACACGACCAUCUGGAGGUACAAAAGAGAUCUCAUAUCCAGGGUGUCGAACACGUUGUCGUCUCUGGGUUUUUUCCCCGCCAUAUGA